AUGUACGGGGACCUAGCGAAUAAACUCAUUCUCGAAGCCAAAAGAUCUAAAAACCUCGAGAUCCUCCCGCUUUAUAAAGAAGAAACCAUUCGUUCGAUUGUCAAGGAAACAAAAACCCUCCAGAACCAACUUGAUAACCUUGACGCUGGCAACAAUAACAACACUUUGGAAAGCACUCAGGACGACGUCAACAAAAAUGUCCAAAUCUUUGUCAACCAUUUGAUCAUGCGACGUAAUAAGCGGGUCCUAUUGGCGUACCAACGCCAACGUGCCGAUAAAUUGGAUAAAAUCACUUGGGAUAACGUCGAGCCCCAGGGGGAAUUGUUGGAGAAUUUGAAUUUUGCCGAGAGCGAGUACUUGGAGAAAUACAACGAGUUGGUGACCAAUUAUAAGAACGAGAUCCCCGACAUCGACUUGAGCGGGUCGUUGGACCCUCCAAGUGAUGUGUUUAUCGACGUUAGAGUAUUGAAGGAUGCCGGGGAAAUCCAAACCGAAUACGGGGUGUUCAAUUUGACUAAAGAUAGUCAGUUUUUUGUUCGUCAUUCCGAUGUCGAAAGGUUGAUCCUCCAGGGAUACUUGAAGAAACUCUAA
Saccharomycopsis crataegensis is the source of this 591-nucleotide messenger RNA. It is a transcript of the gene PSF1, whose product is annotated as DNA replication protein PSF1. Gene Ontology annotation, biological process: DNA strand elongation involved in mitotic DNA replication; DNA replication. Gene Ontology annotation, cellular component: GINS complex. NCBI's taxonomy places the organism in Eukaryota, Fungi, Ascomycota, Saccharomycetes, Ascoideales, Saccharomycopsidaceae. The transcript has a single exon. Bases 1 to 591 code for a protein of 196 amino acids. The record is from RefSeq and is a predicted model, not a curated record.